CUGUCCUAACGCAUCUGUAUCCUACACCUGCCAAUAUGGUCCUCCUGACCGCGCCUUUAAUCUUUACCUUGCGUAAACACUCCCUCCUUGCUGGCACACUUUCACAAUUAGGCGUCAACAACAACUAGCUGAGCUUCAGUUAACACCCCAGGAUUGAAGGUUUCAGAGCUUCACUGUAGGGCAGCAUGUCCGUAUCAACAGGCGCGGCCCUUCUGUGGAUUUUACUUCUUACAUUCACUGUCUCCACCGUGUCAGGGGCCCAGAAGUUGACUCUCACUGCUGAACCAGGAGCCACCAUAAACAUCAGAAAUAAUAAUCAGGUCAAAGGUUGCCAAGUGUGUACAGGAUCGAUUAUUAAAAAAUGCAACGCUGAAUCUCUGAAUUAUUUAAAAGGAGGUACUGUGGAAUUCAAAUGCUCCACACCUCAAGAUGUAUUCAGUAUAGAAAUUGUACGGCGUAUAACUUGCACCACGGAGUCAUGCAGUGGUCACAUCAUCCAGACUGACUUGAGCUCAAUUGAUGCGCUGCGUUUUAACCGCACGUUUACCUGGAAUCUAGAGGCCGCAGCGCCAAAAGCUUUCCAAGUAGAUUUCACUAACACGGGUCUUAAACUGAUUCAUCCAUCUGAGAAAUGUCCAGACAGACACACCUACACCCUCCAGGCCUUCCAGUCUACGGGCAGUGCGGCUGUGGAGCAGUACUGCAGAAGUGGCACCAUCAGCAGUGCUCAGAUUUUGAAAAGCGGCAGCUUUUCUGUGGACGUCCCAGCAGAGCAGAAGCUGCAAAAUGACAAGUUUGAUGUGACUGUGGGGGAAAAAAUCAAGUGGGCCCAGAAGUUGACUCUCACUGCUGAACCAGGAGCCACUAUAAACAUCAGAAAUAAUAAUCAGGUCAAAGGUUGCCAAGUGUGUACAGGAUCAGGAAACACACAACGUUGCAGUAUUGAAUCUCUGAACUCAUUCAGUGGAAGUACUGUGUCAGUGGAGCUUGAAUGCUCCAGACCUCAAGAUGUAUUCAGUAUAGAAAUUGUACGGCGUAUAAAUUGCACCACGAAGUCAUGCAGUGGUCACAUCAUCCAGACGGACUCCAACUCUAUUGAUGCGCUGCGUUUUAACCGCACGUUUACCUGGAAUCUAGCGGCCGCAGCGCCAAAAGCUUUCCAAAUAGAUUUCACUAACACGGGUCUUAAACAGAUCAAUCCAUCUGAGAUAUGUCCAGACAGACACACCUACACCCUCCAGGCCUUCCAGUCUACAGGCAAUGUGGCUGUGGGGAAGUACUGCAGAAGUGGCACCAUCAGCAGUGCUCAGAUUUUGAAAAGCGGCAGCUUUUCUGUGGACGUCCCAGCAGAGCAGAAGCUGCAAAAUGACAAGUUUGAUGUGACUGUGGGGGAAAAAAUCAAGUCUCUUGCCCGAAUUUCUCUGACUUUACCAAAAGGGACCUCUUCCUCAGAGCUGCUCUCGCCGGACUACCCAGAGAGUUUUCCUGAUGACGACAUCAUGGAGUGGUACUUUCAGGUCCCAGACAAACACAGGGUUGAUGUUCAGUUUCUAAACCUCACGCAGCCAGAUUGUGUGAAGAAGGAAGUAGCAGUGGAGUACCACCAGAAAGGCAGGGUGACAUCGGUUCUGGGGCUAAAUGAGACACAGCCGCUCCAGAACCAGGGAGACUUUUUGCUCACGCUGAGGAACUGCGAGAUGGAGAGAGCACCUGCUGAUUCUCCUGGACUCACCUUCACCCUCAAGGUGUCUGCUUCCAGCCCAGCUUCAACAGUGCCAUGUAGAGUAGAUCUCAGCAAAACUGAGGGCCUUUCUCUGAACAUUUCCACGGUGACAUCGACCCCUGACUGCGUGAUGAAAAUAAACUCGGCGAAAAAAGACAACAUCACAGUCACAUCAAGUGCUGAUCUGUCUUUUGAGGACUGCUUUCCUGGCAACAUGGAAGUCAGAGCCACGCAAGUCAUAGAUUGUAGUUCUGGUAAAUGUCCUGAUCCAGUCAGUCUGUCGGUGCCUCUGCUGCCAUCAUGCCUCCCUGCACCUCUGAGCCGUGUGACGUGGAUACUGCGUCCCGGUCAGCACGGCACGGUAAAGCUGAUUUCUCCCACCGGGCCCCUCAAGCAGUCCCUACCUGGACAGCUAUGUGAUGACAGCGUCACUAUUGACGUGGCAGAAGAGAAUGGAGCAACUAUUGGGAGCUUCUGCCCCAACGGAGCCAUACAGACCGUCCACAUUCACACAAGUGUGUCUGUCACAUGGUGGUCCAGCAUGAAUGCUAAAGCACCAAGAUCGGCCGUGUUGAAUGCCAGUUUUGAAAAGGAGAUUACAGAAAGAUACAUAUUCACCGUUUCUCCAAAGAGAGACACCCCAGAACUUGUGGCUACUCCAGCUUGGCCAGCGGGAAUGAAGGCCUACUCCACCGUCUCCUGGAUUGUCUCAGUUCCUCCGAAGAUGGAGGCGCAGCUGAUUUUUACCAAGCUCAGCCAGCCCAAGUGCAUCAACCGCCACACCAACAUCCGGGUGCAAAGAAUGGGCAGCCCCAAGGAGGACUACAGCCGCAGGGAGGAUGAGGUGGCCAAUAACGAGCUCACGGUCUCUGAGAGCUUCUACCUCAACAUGUCCAACUGUUUGCCUGAAAGAGGAAACUUCAGCGUAAUUACCAAGAUCUCCCUGCAGAAGAGCAAUGGCCUUUUACUAAUCAACAUCCUGAGUGUGGUGGCUGCUCUGCUGGUCAUUUUUGUAAUGGUGCUGGUUGUGGUCUGUGUGGUGAUUAGGAAGAAGAAGAAGCUCAGUCACGAAGUCUCUGUCUAUAAUCCAAAUGGCAUCAACUUCCUGCCAGGAUACAACGGACCCCCAAAAACACACGAAGACGAUGACGCUCACGUGUACACCUCCAUCGACGACACACUCGUCUACACACACCUGCUGAAAAAGGGUGCAGAUAUUGGCAUCUAUGGAGAAACAUACCAACAUUUCACGGGACACACAGACUCUCAAAAGCCACUGCUCUCGUCACAGAAGGGUCCUCCACUUCCCAACAGGUCUCCGAGCCAAGACCAAACCCUGAUGGACCAAAGUGAGGACGAACAGUCUUCAAAUCUGGGGCCUCGGCUGGAGCCAGAGGGCGGCAACUGAGCAGGAGAUGGGACUCGACUUUUUGAUUUUUCUCUUGACCCACUUGAACUUUGGGAUAUUUAUUCCCCGUGUGUUUGCUCGCUGUUCAGACCCCCAAAAGACACUUUUUUUGUGUUGAGUGCAGCUUUUGCACUAAAGUGAGGCACACACAAACAGCUUCCAAACCUGUCUGCAGCUGUUACAGCGUUUUGUCUCAGGUUAAGGUUCUUCUUUUUCAAAAGCAGCACUUAAUCAUUCCUUCUACACAGGUUUUUAGUUUUUAUAAAGAGGUCUUCUGUUGCUUUCAGGAAAUGAACGUUUUCCAUUUGUGAUAUUUUGUAAAUACAUCGUUAUCAGAACACAACGGUCUGGACUGCAGCAGCCGUAUGUUGCAGCAGCAUGUUCUUCUGUUGUUCAUUGUUGCUUUUUGUUUUCUAGCUGUAGCGUCAUUACACCAUAAAUGAGCCUUACAGACGGGUCAGGCUCCCUUUAGAAAUUAGUAAGGAUCUUAUAGUUGUUUUCAGUCAUUUGUGUUACUGGGACAGUGCCAAACUGAAACCGAGCAUUGGAGAAGCUCGAGCCUAAAGUGCUACUAGUUCAUACUGAGACUGUAUAUCAUGAUCAGCACUGAUCAGUAGUUAAAAAAAACCUGUUUCACCAUUUGUUAUGAGGACAGACACAGCUUUGUUUGGAUUACAAUGAGGAAAAAUAUACAUUUAUUUGCAGUAUAUCAGCAUCUGCCAUAAAAUGUAUUUAUUUAGUAGUGAGCUGUAAUAUGUUGCUGUUUAAAUGUCCCUUAUUCUAGCAUGAGCCUAAACACGAAAGAGAAAAGUUUUCUUUCAAGGCAUGCGUCUGUCCUCUUUGAGGAAAAGUGCUUCAGAAGGACUUUGGUCUUGAAAAUUCCUCUUCCCCGCGGAGUGUGGCCAUAAAUGUUUUACAGUCUCAGU
Molecule: messenger RNA, 4057 nt
Organism: Haplochromis burtoni (Burton's mouthbrooder)
Lineage: Eukaryota; Metazoa; Chordata; Actinopteri; Cichliformes; Cichlidae
Product: CUB domain-containing protein 1
Exons: 11
Coding region: 186-3131 (981 amino acids)
Source: RefSeq, a predicted model, not a curated record